This is a messenger RNA of Lolium rigidum, 435 nucleotides long. Its product is annotated as auxin-responsive protein SAUR36-like. The coding region runs from base 1 to 435 and encodes 144 amino acids. Lineage: Eukaryota; Viridiplantae; Streptophyta; Magnoliopsida; Poales; Poaceae. The record is from RefSeq and is a predicted model, not a curated record. Gene Ontology annotation, biological process: response to auxin. The transcript has a single exon.
AUGAUGAGCUCCAAGAAACUAGCUCAACUUUCCAAGAAGUGGCAGGGAAUCGGUACAAUCGGCCGAAGAUGGGCCACGGCAACUGACAAGGGUGUCCACCCAUCCUGCAGCUCAGUUGCAGGCAAGGGCCACUUCGUUGUCUACUCCUCCGAUGGGAGGCGUUUCGAGAUCCCCCUAGCGUGCCUCCACACGACAGUCUUCGAAGAGCUUCUGAGGAUGUCUCAGGAAGAGUUUGGGUUCACAAGUGAUGGGAGGAUCAUACUGCCUUGUGAUACAGCAAUGAUGGAGUAUGUGCUAUGUUUGCUUAGGAGAGAGGCCUCCGAAGAUGUUGAGAGAGCACUCCUCAAUUCCAUCACAAUGACUUGCCGCCACCCAAGCAGAAUGGUGCAAGCACCCACUGAACUUAACCAGCAAUUUUCUAUGUGGAGCACCUGA